AUCCCAAAUAUCUACGUACCACCACCAUAUACGACACCAGCCCCCACUCUCUCUCUCUCUCUCUCUCUAAGCUAAAAGCAAAUCCAAAGAGAAAAGAGAAACCUUUUUUUUUUUUCUCUCCUCUUUUCGUUUCGCAGAUCUAAGAUCCAGAAGCAUUGCGCUUAACUAAAUCGUCAAUGCGGUGCUGACGUUUGCUGAUCUGAAGGAAUUUUUGGAUUCAUUUCCUGCGAAGAAGACAACAGUCAUGUCGAGGAGGCAGGUGGGAUCCACGCGCCGGAACGCGAACUUUCCGUUUGCCGGAGCCUUCAAUUCGAAAUCGAAGUCAUCUCCUUUGUUGUCCAUAGGGCUUGUAGUUGUGGGAGCUAUUCUUCUAAUCGGCUAUGUUUAUAAAGGCUCAGGUGCCUUUGGGGGUAGCAAAGUAGUUAGCAGAGUUGAAGGGGACUUCUCAUGCACGUCAGAAGUUCAGAGAGCGAUACCUUUUCUGCUGAAAGCGUAUAGUGGUAGCAUGCACAAAGUUCUGCACAUUGGCCCUGAUACUUGUUCAGUUGUCUCUGCGUUGUUGAAAGAAGAGGAAACUGAAGCAUGGGGAGUGGAACCAUAUGAGCUAGAGGAUGCUGAUAGCCAUUGCAAGAGUCUUGUGCGUAAAGGCAUUGUGCGUGCGGCUGACAUUAAGUUCCCUCUACCAUACAAAGCAAAGUCUUUCUCCCUUGUGAUUGUUUCAGAUGCUUUGGAUUACCUCUCCCCAAAAUAUCUGAAUAGGACUCUUCCAGAAAUUGCAAGAGUGUCUAUUGAUGGUCUUGUUAUUUUUUCAGGUUUCCCAGGUCAACAGAAAGCUAAAGUUUCUGAAUUGUCAAAAUUUGGACGUCCUGCCAAAAUGAGGAGUGCUUCCUGGUGGGUACGCUAUUUUGUUCAGACCAGCUUAGAAGAAAAUGAAGCUGCGAGCAAGAAGUUUGAGCAGGCAGCAAAAAAGGGGUCGUACCAGCCAAGCUGUCAAGUGUUUCACCUUAACUCAUAUCACUAAUAUAAAGAUCACAACACGUUGAUUCAUAAAUUUUGGUACCGCAACAAGGCUGCCAAAGAGAAAAAAUUUGUUAGCCGUCAUAUGAAAGCAGGUUAUUUGUCUAGCUGUCUUAUGGGUUAUUUAAGGUAUAAGAUAUAUUAAAGGAUGUCAACUUCUGUUGUGAACGGUCAUUGAUGGAAUAUAGGGUGAUUUGUAUGCUGAUUCGAUUGCAUUUGUAUUCUGUUUGAUAUAGUUAUUGUAAUUUGUAUUCAUGAAUUUAAUUCUACUUGCUGCUUUCGUUC
Molecule: messenger RNA, 1302 nt
Organism: Rosa chinensis
Lineage: Eukaryota; Viridiplantae; Streptophyta; Magnoliopsida; Rosales; Rosaceae
Product: probable pectin methylesterase CGR2
Exons: 7
Coding region: 245-1021 (258 amino acids)
Biological process (GO): pectin metabolic process
Molecular function (GO): methyltransferase activity
Source: RefSeq, a predicted model, not a curated record